Molecule: messenger RNA, 5361 nt
Organism: Peromyscus eremicus (cactus mouse)
Lineage: Eukaryota; Metazoa; Chordata; Mammalia; Rodentia; Cricetidae
Gene: Prdm15
Product: PR/SET domain 15
Exons: 24
Coding region: 1-3948 (1315 amino acids)
Biological process (GO): cell fate commitment; regulation of transcription by RNA polymerase II
Cellular component (GO): nucleus; cytoplasm
Molecular function (GO): histone deacetylase binding; RNA polymerase II cis-regulatory region sequence-specific DNA binding; DNA-binding transcription factor activity
Source: RefSeq, a predicted model, not a curated record
AUGCCGCGCCACCGCCCCCCCGGCUUCCGGUGCUGCGCAGUUUCCGGAGCGGAUCACAACCCGGAGUCCGGAUCCGACCCCGCUCUACACAUUCCACAGGCAGGUAAAGCCCCGGGCCCGUGCCCACCGCGGCCCCACCGCGCGCCUCCCGCCGCGCCCCGCGCUCCGCGCCCGGCCCCGGCCUGGCCUCCACCCGCGCCCCCCGCGCCCGCCCCGGUCCGGCCGCCGCGCCGCCUGUUCUUUGUUACAGUCGCGGGCGCCGUGGGCGAUCGGAGUCAAAACCCGGCUGGAUUCCGGAGCCGCUCCGGGAUCACCCUGCGCCCGCCGGGUUCCGCCGCCGCGGGCUUGGCCUCCGCCCUGGGUGCCCGACCUCCGUCCCGCGCGCACGGCCCGCGCCAACUGCCCGCCACGAGCCCGGCCCACGCCAACCCACGCCCGGCCGCCCACUCGCGGGCUCGGCGUACCCCGGCCCAGGCUCGGGCGCUGUGCCCCUGGUGUCAGCAAUGGCUGAAGAUGGCAGUGAGGAGAUCAUGUUUAUCUCGUCUGUUUACAGGGUGUGAAGACUGUAGCCAGUACCACGACUCGGAGUGUCCUGAACUGGGACCUGUGGUUAUGGUCAAGGACUCCUUUGUCCUGAGCAGGGCAAGGUCCUCCCUCCCCUCUAACCUGGAGAUCAGACGCCUGGAUGAUGGGGCUGAAGGUGUGUUUGCAGUAACCCAGCUAGUCAAGCGCACACAGUUUGGUCCAUUCGAGUCCAGGAGGGUCGCCAAGUGGGAGAAGGAAUCCGCAUUUCCUCUGAAGGUAUUCCAGAAAGACGGGCAUCCUGUGUGCUUUGACACUUCCAACGAGGAUGACUGCAAUUGGAUGAUGCUGGUGCGGCCAGCACUAGAACCGGGCCACCAGAACCUGACAGCCUACCAGCAUGGCAGUGAUGUCUAUUUCACCACCUCAAGGGAUAUCCCUGCGGGCACUGAACUUCGUGUGUGGUAUGCUGCCUUUUAUGCCAAGAAGAUGGACAAGCCCAUGCUGAAGCAGGCCUGCUCUAGCAUUCAGGCUUCAGGCACCCCUGAGCCCAGUGUCCCUGCAGAGCCUGAGCGUGGCCAAUGGGUGUGUAAGGUGUGCUCCAGCUCCUUCCUGGAGCUUCAGCUCCUGAACGAGCAUCUCUUGGGCCACCUGGAGCAAGCCAAAAGCCUUCCUGCAGGUGGCCAGCAGCAUGAGGCAGCUUCUGAGAAAGAGCCUGAUGCACCCAGGAGGGAGCCUCCCACAGCAGCUGAGAGCAAGAGCAUCCAGAGUGCUGUGGCCACUAAAGAGCCAAAGAAAAAGCCUCGAAGGGGAAGGAAACCCAGAGCAUCCAAGGUUGAGCAGCCUCUGGUCAUCAUCAAAGACAAGGAGCCUGCAGAGCACGUGGCAGAGAUCAUUACUGAAAUCCCCCCAGAUGAGCCUGUGAGUGCAACACCAGACGAACGGAUAAUGGAAUUAGUCUUGGGGAAGCUGUCCACCCCGACAAAUGAAGUCAGCUCAGUGCCAAAGUUCACGCAUCAUCCAAGCAGCACCAUUGCCCUCAAGAGGGGCUUGGUUCUGUCCAGCAGACAUGGCGUCCGGCGGAAGCUCGUACGGCAGCUGGGUGAGCAUAAACGAAUCCAUCAAUGUGGCACCUGCAGCAAGGUCUUCCAGAACAGCAGCAACCUGAGCCGGCACGUGCGCUCGCACGGUGACAAGCUGUUUAAAUGUGAGGAAUGUUCGAAACUGUUCAGCCGUAAAGAAAGUCUAAAGCAACAUGUCUCCUACAAGCACAGCCGGAAUGAGGUGGAUAGUGAGUACCGCUACCGCUGUGGCAGCUGUGGAAAGACCUUCCGCAUGGAGAGUGCGCUGGAGUUCCACAAUUGUAGGACAGAUGACAAGACGUUCCAAUGUGAGAUGUGUUUCAGAUUCUUCUCCACUAACAGCAACCUCUCCAAGCACAAGAAGAAACAUGGGGACAAGAAAUUUGCCUGUGAGGUCUGCAGUAAGAUGUUCUACCGCAAGGAUGUCAUGCUGGACCACCAGAGGCGGCACCUGGAUGGUGUGCGGCGAGUGAAGAGAGAAGACUUGGAGGCCAGUGGGGAAAGCCUGGUUCGUUACAAGAAAGAACCUUCUGGAUGCCCAGUAUGUGGCAAGGUGUUCUCUUGCCGGAGCAACAUGAACAAGCAUCUGCUGACCCACGGUGACAAGAAGUACACCUGCGAGAUCUGCGGGCGCAAGUUCUUCCGAGUGGACGUGCUCAGGGACCACAUCCACGUCCACUUCAAGGACAUCGCACUAAUGGAUGACCACCAGCGGGAAGAGUUCAUCGGCAAGAUUGGGAUCUCCUCAGAGGAGAACGAUGACAACUCUGAUGAGAGUGCAGACUCCGAGCCUCACAAAUACAGCUGCAAGAGAUGCCAGCUCACCUUUGGCCGUGGGAAGGAAUACCUGAAGCACAUCAUGGAGGUGCACAAGGAGAAGGGUCAUGGCUGCAGCAUCUGCCACCGGCGCUUUGCACUCAAGGCCACCUACCAUGCCCACAUGGUCAUCCACCGAGAGAACCUGCCUGAUCCCAACGUGCAGAAGUACAUUCAUCCCUGUGAGAUCUGUGGGCGGAUCUUCAAUAGCAUCGGGAACUUGGAGCGCCACAAACUUAUCCACACAGGUGUGAAAAGCCAUGCCUGUGAGCAGUGUGGGAAGUCCUUUGCCAGGAAAGACAUGCUGAAAGAGCACAUGCGUGUGCAUGACAACAUCCGAGAGUACCUGUGUGCCGAGUGCGGGAAAGGCAUGAAGACCAAGCAUGCACUGCGCCACCACAUGAAGCUGCACAAGGGCAUCAAGGAGUAUGAGUGCAAAGAAUGCCACCGCAAGUUUGCUCAGAAGGUCAACAUGCUCAAGCACUACAAGCGGCACACAGGAAUAAAAGACUUCAUGUGCGAAUUGUGUGGGAAGACAUUCAGCGAGAGGAACACAAUGGAGACCCACAAGCUCAUCCACACAGUGGGCAAGCAGUGGACUUGUUCCGUGUGUGACAAGAAGUACGUCACGGAGUACAUGCUUCAGAAACAUGUCCAGCUCACCCAUGACAAGGUGGAAGCACAGAGCUGCCAGCUGUGUGGCACCAAGGUGUCCACCCGGGCCUCCAUGAGCAGACACAUGCGGCGCAAGCACCCUGAGGUCCUUGCUGUGCGGAUUGAUGAUCUUGACCACAUCCCUGAGACCACCACCAUUGAUGCUUCCUCCAUUGGCAUUGUCCAGCCUGCAUUGGGCCUGGAGCAGGAGGGGCUGGCAGAAGGCAAGCAUGGGAAGGCUGCCAAGCGCAGCCACAAGAGAAAGCAGAAGCCGGAGGAGGAGGCAGGGGCUCCAGUGCCCGAGGACACCACCUUCAGCGAGUACCCUGAAAAGGAGCCAGAGUUCACAGGCAGUGUGGGUGAUGAAACAAAUUCUGCUGUGCAGAGUAUCCAACAGGUGGUGGUGACCCUAGGGGACCCGAGUGUGACUACUCCAUCAAGCUCUGUCGGCCUGACCAACAUCACCGUGACCCCCAUCACCACUGCAGCUGGGACUCAGUUUACCAAUCUACAGCCAGUAGCUGUUGGACACCUUACCAACCCUGAACGCCAGCUACAGCUGGAUAACUCCAUACUGACUGUGACCUUUGACACUGUCAGUGGCUCCGCCAUGUUGCAUAACCGCCAAAAUGAUGUCCAGAUCCACCCACAGCCAGAAGCCUCAAACCCUCAGUCAGUGGCCCACUUCAUCAACCUCACUACACUGGUGAACUCCAUCACACCCCUGGGGAACCAGCUCAGUGAGCAGCACCCACUCACAUGGCGGGCUGUGCCCCAGACGGACGUGUUGCAGCCACCACAAGCUCCUGCAGCCCCACAGCAGGCAGUGCAAACCCAGGUACAGAAUGAACAGCAACAGAUGUACAGCUACUGAUAAUGCGGCUGCAGAGCUGGCUGAGCUGCAGGGAGGGCUCUGAGGCCUUGAGGUUUAUUUGCUGGGUACCAAACAGGGAGAGUAUACACAUGGCAGGAUCACUGAGGUUGGGUUAGCGUUGCAAAGUUACCAGCUUAGCUGGUGCCAUGGCCUUUGACAGGCAGGAGCUUAAAGCACUCCGUGGAGUUCCACCAUGUGCUUCCCCAAGGUGGUGCAGUCUGGCCAGACCACAGUGUCACCCUCAGAGGUCUGUAAUUGUCAUGGGGCUCAGGGACACAGAUAGCAGGUUCCUAGAAGCAGGUGUAAUAUCCCAAGAACCAGGGAGAUUUGAUCUUUUUUCUUUAGCACUCCAGUAAUGAUACUGAAACAUGGCUAGCCUUCUCAGGCAGCACACAGAAGCAAACCCAGGUUUCUCCUUGCUCCUGGAUUCACAAGCAGGGAGAAAGAAGUCAAGUAACUCUUCCUCUGAAGUCUCAGUUUGUUUGUCACAGGGCUGUGGCCUGAGGCCUCAUAUGAGAAGUAUCAUGAACCUCAUGGGAGGCCCCUAGAUCAGGCACAAAAGGCAUCUUGGGAACAUCCAUAGAUUGAUUUUAUGAACAGUUUGUUCAUUUUAUUUCAUAACCACGUUAUGUAUUAUGGCCCUCUUGUGGCCAAUAUUGAUUUAUUUUAAUAUGAUAAAGUCGUUUGCACUGUAGGGUGUUGGUCCCUGUCUUGUGCACAGGUGCCUUGCGUGAGGGCACACACAGUUGUGUGCAAAGUAAGCCCUCAUGCUCAAAUCCCAAUGCUCCUCCAGAGCCAUCUCAGGACUCUGCCAUCCAAACAUAUGUAUUACGGUGCAGCUUAGCCACACCUUUGAGUGGAGAAUGGGGAGUGAACCCAUGUUUUCUUUCUGUGUAAGCCUUAAUUCCAAAAGGUGGUUGUAUCUGAAGACCAAUUUCCUACGAAGUGGAGGAGUUCAACUCUACAGGAGAGAAGUAUAGCUAGUGAUUUAAGGAAACCCAGAGAGGUGUGGGUGGGGUGAGAGCAGAAGUGGUCACCAUGACAGUGCAGGCAAGCUGGCCACACCUAGCUGGGGGGACUUGGCAGCACAUACUUGUACCAUCCCAGUGGCAACAGGCCGGACUGCCAUCAUGGUGUCCACAGUCCCAGCACAGGGACACAAAGAGGCAAGGUGACAGGAGAGUCUUGCUCUGUGGUCUUGCUCUUCUCAUCAGUUUUUAAUGUCAUACAAAAGAAGAAGAACUUGAAGAUGAACUUGCCUUACUUUGUCCUUGGUCCCGUAUUUCCUGGAUGUAGCCCGAAUUGGGCAGCCACCCUGCAGAGACCCUGGCAGCUAACCAGCAGUGGGCAAAGGAAGCUGCAGUCAGCCUGAUGUCAGACAAGGUGGCACUUUCUCAGCACCUCAUUCCAGAG